AUGAAUGUUUAGAAAAAUUUUUCUGAAAAUUUUAAUUUAGAGUUGGUAUUUCCUAAAGAAGUUCCAUAAGAGCUUUGUUCCUUUCAAUAUUAUUGUUUUGAAAAUCCAAAUAUUAGAAAGAUUUAGAUUCAAAUUAAUUUCACAAAGAAUCAAUAAAUAUUAUAUAUUGUUGAUGGAGAAAUUAUUAGAAUGUGUAAAUUUCUUUAAUUUUAGUGAAGCAAUCCAUGAUUUAUCUGUCAAACCAUAAAUAUUGACAAAUUUAGAAUAAAUCAGAUAUUUAAGUUGGAUUGGUUUAUAUGGGGAGAAUUAAAAAAAAGUUGGAAAAUGGUCUGCUUAUUGGAAUGGUAUUUUGAUGGUUGGGGUUGGUGGAGAAUACACCGAGGAAGGUAAAAAAAUUGGUUUGUGGAAAGAGAUUAUGGAUAAUUUUUAAGAGUAGUCAUAAAAACAAUUAUUAAUCUUAUUAGAAAUGCUUAAGUUUAUCAAAUAGGGGAAUAUUUUAAUGACAAGAAAAGAGGAUUAUGGAGAUAUAUCUAUAAUGAAAUUGAUAUGUAUCAAAAAAAUUAAAUAUUUGAUAGAGGGGGAGGGUAUUAUGAUUUAUAAGGAUUUAAACAUGGCUUAUGGAUAGAUUUGAGUGAUAAUUUUUGCAAGCAAUAAUUUAUAUAUAAAUUUUUCUAAUUUUAGGGAUAGUUAAGUAACCUAAAAAGGAGCAUAUCAGAAUGGUAAAAAGGUUGGAAAAUGGGGAAUCAGUUAUAUGAAGUAAUCAGUGUAAAUUAAGUAUUUGUAAUUAUUAGUGGUGGUGGAUAUUUUAAUCAUUAAGGUUAGAAAAAUGGUAAAUGGAUUGAUUUGUGUUAGUGGUUUUCUGUGU
Messenger RNA from Paramecium primaurelia, 865 nucleotides. NCBI's taxonomy places the organism in Eukaryota, Ciliophora, Oligohymenophorea, Peniculida, Parameciidae. The record is from the annotation of a GenBank genome assembly.